UGGAGGAUGAAAAAGUGUUUCGCUCAAUCAUUAUACGGCCGGAAAUUAAUUACAUUGCACAACUGGCGUUUUUAAGCAAUGAGUAUACUCAAAAUAUUUGUUACUAAAUAAAGAUUCGAUAAAUAUUUGAUGAUUAUUCGCGUGUUUUUGCAAUAAUAAGAAGUAGUUUAUUAGAUCUAUUUAAAUAAAAUUUAUAAAAAAUAUAAUUUUUUAAAAAUAUAUACUGCUAAAUUAUUUAAAACUGAAAAAAUAUUUUUGCUGUUAAUUCAUUCAAAAAAAUAAACUUCAACCUGUUUAUCUCUAUAAAACUGCCGAAAUAACGAGAUUGAUUUGAUAAGCAUUUGGUCCACGGUUUUUCUCCUUGAGAUUGAUUGGAUGCCAAUGAUUAAAGAAAAUUUUGAUUUGCCGACAUAUUAAUACACCUAUAGCUCAGAAAUUGUAAUAACUGGAAUAUUUAAAAUGUCUUGUGGAUGCUUGAAGCAUACUUGGAAUAAAAUGUUUGCAUCCGUUGUACUGUCUUUAUUACUUUUCGCGAAAAUGUUUGAAACAAAAAGUAAUUUUUCUUACGACAAUACCAACAAAACAUCUUUUGAAGUUGUCGAUGGUAUUGCACGUCAUGAAAUACAUAUUUUGAUUAAAAAGAUAACUAAGUCAGCCGAUGAAAUUACCAUAGACCGCUUUGCUAGGCAAAACGAUCGAAACGUGGCAGAUAGUAUAAGAAAACGAAAAAAGCGUCGUCACAACAUUGUUUUACAUAAACCAACUAAUUGGAGACACGUCUGGCUUAAAAGCCGAACUGGAUAUUUUCUUCAAAUAGAAGCCGACGGAACAGUAAAUGGGCAUAUUAACAAAACUAACUACACAAAAAUGGAAUUGCAAGUUAUAACGCCACAAAUUAAACGAAUAGUUGGAGUUGCAACUGGAAGAUUUCUUGCAAUUAACAAAAAAGGAAAAGUCGAAUCCAAGGUUAUCAGUGAUCAAGAUACAUAUUUUCACGAAGAAAUGCUAGAAACUUUAGACUUUUCAUUCAGUUCAAUAAAAUACCCAAAAGAAAUAGAUAAUCCGCCUUGGUAUCUUGGACUUAAACGUAAGCAAGGUAGUACUGUUAAAGGCAGGGCAAAGCGAGCUUCUAGGACUUUACAAGGCGACAAAGCCACUCAUUUUUCGAUAACAUACGCAGAUACUUAAAGGAUAUAUGAUAUAUAAAUUAAAUUCUAUAAUGCAGAAAAAUAAAAAAGCGCAUUGGUCUUAAGUUUUUAAGAUUCGUCGCUUUUCUCGUUUUAUUUAUUAUAUUUUCCAUUUAUAUUUAUUUUUAUAUUUCCCAUUUAUUUGUGAAUACAGCUAUUUAUUAGUAUCAAUAUAAAGUCAUUGUUAUUUUAUUUAUUUGCUCAACAUAAUUUAUUUGGAGAAAAAAAAAAGCGUUUUUUUUUUAACGUGUCAAGAGAUAAAAAAUGGAUUCUGCGAAAACAAAUUUGUCUAUUUUUUUAGAGCUAGUAGCAGAGUUUCUAAUUUGUAUUAAUUUCAAAUAAUUAAUUUUCUUGACGUGAACCAUUUCUAAGGUGUUUUAUCAAUGUGUAUACAUUUUGCUUUAGAGGAUAUAUAAUAUUAUUUUAU
Molecule: messenger RNA, 1614 nt
Organism: Hydra vulgaris (swiftwater hydra)
Lineage: Eukaryota; Metazoa; Cnidaria; Hydrozoa; Anthoathecata; Hydridae
Product: fibroblast growth factor 13
Molecular function (GO): growth factor activity
Source: RefSeq, a predicted model, not a curated record